Molecule: messenger RNA, 648 nt
Organism: Gopherus flavomarginatus (Mexican gopher tortoise)
Lineage: Eukaryota; Metazoa; Chordata; Testudines; Testudinidae
Product: olfactory receptor 11G2-like
Exons: 3
Coding region: 1-648 (215 amino acids)
Biological process (GO): G protein-coupled receptor signaling pathway
Cellular component (GO): membrane
Molecular function (GO): G protein-coupled receptor activity
Source: RefSeq, a predicted model, not a curated record
AUGUCAUCUUUGUAUCUGUCCAGACUCAAGCUCCAGGGACCCCUGAUAAAUCCUCCCAAUGGCACCACCCCGAUGUCCGAGUUCAUCCUGCUGGGUUUCCCCUCCCUGGGCCAGCUGAGCCACACUCUCCUCUGUGCCCUUCUCUCCAUCGCCUAUACCGGGACACUAGCAAGCAAUCUGUGCAUUUUGUGGGAUGUGCUGCAGGACCCCCACCUCCAACAUCUGCCUAUGUACAUACUGCUGGGAAACUUCUCCUGGCUGGAGAUCUGCUAUGUCACAGCCACGGUGCCAUGGAUGCUCUCAGAUCUGGUGUCCCCUGGCAUCCCCGUCUCCUUCCAGGCCUGCUUCAUGCAGUUCUACUUCACCUUCUCCAUGGGAGCCACCGAAUGCUUUUUCCUUCUGGCCAUGGCCUUCGAUAGGUACCUGGCCAUCUGCCACCCCCUGCACUAUCGCGUCCUCAUGUGCCCCAAACGUUGCUGGGCCCUAGUAGCCUCCUGCUGGCUCUCUGGCUUCCUGUGGUUCAUAGUGCCUGUUGCCCUCAUCUCCCAGCUACUAGUAACUUUCACAGUCCCCCCUCAGGGCCUGACAAGCCCAGAUUGUCAGGCCCGUUACGUAAUUUAUGAUCAAUCUGAAGAGACAGGGUUGUGA